AAGCACAGACUUCAGGGCAUGCGCACUGCCUAUGUACGUUUGCAGAAGAUGUAGGGUUUCCGGUUGGAGGGAAGGAAAACAUGUUUUGAAUGAAGUUUAAACAUCGGGGUGGUCCAGAGUCCAAAGUCCAGUCCUUCAGUAGCACUGGAGCUGAGCGCAUGCUGGUUGGACAUAUCUGUGUGUGAACUUCAGCUGGAUCAAGUCACUUCAAACACCAACAAAAAAAACAACAACAAUGCACUGGACUGAAAUGGAUAGAGAUGAGCUGGAGCGGCAGCUGUCACCGAGUCGGUGGUCGCACAGGAUGUCCGCAGACGACGUGGUCAAGGCCCACGUGAAUGCACUGAAGGAAGGUACGGAGCGAGCCCGUGCUCUGGCUCAAACUUUACUCAACGUGCCAUAUGGGGAGGGAGAUGGAGAGAAACUGGACGUCUACAUACCCAGGACCGACUCUUUGGAUGUCCCACUUGUGAUUUACAUACAUGGUGGAUACUGGCAGUUUCUCAGCAAGGAGGAAUCGGGAUUUAUGGCCGUUCCGCUCGUCGAUAAAGGUGUGGUGGUGGUUGCUGUCGGCUACGACAUCGCCCCCAAAGGUAACAUGGACUUGAUGGUGUCUCAAGUACGCAGGAGUGUUGUGUCUGUUGUUCAACAGUAUUCUCACAUCAGUGGUCUGUACCUGUGUGGACACUCUGCCGGGGCUCACCUGGCUGCAAUGGUCCUCUCCACUGACUGGUCACAGUACAGCAUCGCUCCACAGAUCAAAGGGGCUUUCCUGGUCAGUGGCUUAUAUGACCUGCUGCCCAUCCAGUCCACAUAUAUCAAUGAGCCUCUGAAGAUGACAGAAGAGGUGGCGAUCAGGAACAGCCCGAGGACGCUGGUCCCUCAGCUCAAACUCUCCUCCUCCGGUUUCCACGUUGUUGUGGCCGUUGCCGAGAAUGACUCGCAAGAGUUUCGUAAGCAGUCACAAGAGUACUACAAAGCUUUAGAGGCGUCAGGACUGAAUGUGACUAUGGAGGACGUGCCAAACACGGACCACUUCAAUAUCAUCGAGCAGCUGGUAGAUGGAGAUUAUCACCUAACAAAGCUUCUCUUGAAGAUGAUGGGGAGGAGCUGAGGUGUCUGUUUCGUCAUCUAAUCUCGAGUCAACACACAAAUUUACAAUUUCGGAUUGUUUUCAACAUCUAGUUUGCCGUAUCCUCAUUUGAUUUGAUCUCUGUUCUCUGUUGUUACUUUUCUUGUCCUAAGUAAAAUUACAUGUUACAACCACA
This is a messenger RNA of Solea solea (common sole), 1268 nucleotides long. It is a transcript of the gene afmid, whose product is annotated as arylformamidase. The transcript has 12 exons. Gene Ontology annotation, cellular component: cytoplasm. Lineage: Eukaryota; Metazoa; Chordata; Actinopteri; Pleuronectiformes; Soleidae. The record is from RefSeq and is a predicted model, not a curated record. Gene Ontology annotation, molecular function: hydrolase activity. The coding region runs from base 236 to 1114 and encodes 292 amino acids.